This is a messenger RNA of Drosophila willistoni, 4548 nucleotides long. Its product is annotated as ankyrin repeat and SAM domain-containing protein 1A. The record is from RefSeq and is a predicted model, not a curated record. Gene Ontology annotation, molecular function: protein binding. Bases 104 to 4225 code for a protein of 1373 amino acids. The transcript has 11 exons. Gene Ontology annotation, cellular component: cytosol. Lineage: Eukaryota; Metazoa; Arthropoda; Insecta; Diptera; Drosophilidae.
AUCUACUUAUAUAUAAAUAAAUAUAUGUAUAUAUGAACAUUCCCAAAUAAAUCUAAACGCACACAAAAAGGUAUUCAGAUAUUAUACAACACAGUACGACGUCAUGGGCAAGGAUCAGGAGUUCCUGGAGGCAGCACGAAAUGGUAAUAUCAGUCAUAUUGAAAAGGUCUUGACUCAGAAGGCCAAACGGGCGGGUCCUUUGGCCAGCUUACGUCGUGGAACUGGUGUGAAUGUUCAGGAUAGUGGCGGCUACUCGGCCCUGCAUCAUGCCUGUCUGAAUGGGCACGAGGAUAUAGUCCGUUUGCUGUUGGCUCAUGAGGCAUCGCCCAAUCUACCCGACUCAAGAGGUUCUUCUCCGCUGCAUCUGGCCGCAUGGGCCGGCGAGACAGAGAUUGUUAGGUUACUGCUGACGCAUCCGUAUCGUCCGGCGAAUGCUAAUUUACAGACCAUUGAGCAGGAAACACCGCUGCAUUGUGCCGCCCAGCAUGGACACACAGGAGCAUUGGCCCUGCUGCUGGCCCACGAUGCCAAUCCUGGUAUGCGCAACUCUAGGGGAGAGACCCCCUUGGACCUGGCUGCCCAAUAUGGCCGGCUGCAGGCAGUACAAAUGCUGAUACGGUCACAGCCCAAGCUGAUUGCGCAUCUCAGUCCAGCUGCAGUGGAGAGUAGAUCGGGAACUGGUACACCAUCGUCUUCAUCGCCAUUGUCAGCGUCGCCCGUACGCAACAUUUUUCCGCACACUUGUCUGCAUUUGGCCAGCCGGAAUGGCCAUCAGAGUGUGGUCGAGGUUCUCUUAUCGGCUGGAGUCAGUGUCAAUCUACUAACACCCUCGGGAACAGCCCUCCAUGAGGCAGCUUUGUGUGGCAAGGAGAAUGUGGUGCGCACUCUCUUAAGGGCCGGUAUUGAUUUAUCCGCAACGGACAAUGAGGGACGCACUGCAUUGGAUAUAUUGAGAGAAUUUCCACCGCAUGUAACCAAACAUAUUGUGGCUGUGAUCAAUAAUUUUCGCAAUCAAAUGGAUACCGAUGACGGCGAUGAGGUCAUCUAUAGACAACACAUGCCAGGCCCUGCAUCGGGGCGUAGCCAAAGCAGCAAAUAUAAUCAAUCUCAGCAGCAACAGCAGCAGCAUCAUAGCAAUCAUUAUCACUUCAAUUCCAACAAUCAUUUGCUCAAUCACUCGCACUCAAUGCAGCAAUCUGCCUAUAGCAAACAGCGUCUGUCGGCGGGCAAUGGUGGACACUUCAAUGGUGGCAAAUCCUUGGACAGUGCCCUCCAGCCCACUGACGAUAGAAUCUACCAGGAUCUCAAUGCUCAUUCGCCGCUACAUGGUCAGAGUGAUCCCAUGGGUGGCGGAGUCAGUCCUUCAUCUUCAUUGAGCAGUUUCGAGCCAGCUUCUGUGUCGCCCAGAUCUCGUUGCUCUACUGGCGCCCCGGGAGGACAACCCCUGCACAUGAGCACUUUCGCUCCGGCUGGUCCACCAAAGAAACCUCCGCGCCGCAAUCUGGCUGUCUCGCCCACUCAUGCUGGUUCUGGACAGCAGUUUAGCUACAGUUCACCCUCUAGUCAGAGUCAGAGUCAUGGACACGGUGGUCAAGCGAUGUUACGUCGUCCACCAUCCUCUACGGAUAGUCCCUAUUCGCAUCAGAGUCAUGGCAGUGUGGGUGGCAUGAGCUUCGAUGAGACACAGCUGAGGGAGAGGCAACGUAGUGAUCGUCUCUAUGCCAGUGCCAGACAGAGUACACGAUCCGCCACAGUGGGUGGCAUGAGCCUUAGUUCUAGCAAUGAUAUGCUGGAUCGCCAAUGCAGCAGCUCGGAUUUGAAUAGUGAGACAAGUGUGCCAAAUUCCAGUGGCGAAUCGCCAGCCCCCACUUCGAAUGCGACAAAUUCAAUGAAAAGGCCUAUUCCAGCACCACGCAACUCCACGACCACAAAACUUUCCAAGGAGCUACUCAAAUCCUGUGAGAAUGCGGCACUCAAAUCGUAUAAUCCAAAUCGAAAACUAAAACGCAAUCGUAACAGUGGUUCGUCUAGUGUGGUUGAGAAAUCCAAUGGCGAUGGCGAUGAGAACUGCGAUGCCAAACAGCAAAUUCCUAGCAGUCCCACACAUUACAAGCAGCCGCCCACACCAGAUCAUCCACCGCCCAGUUCUAGUCAGGCAGAGCGAACGAUCCACGAGACAAUUCGUCCUCUCAGUCAGGAGUACAAAAGGCAUUCAGCCCUACUGCAGCUACAAGCGGCCCAACAGCUGAUGAUCGAGACGGGAUCAUCGCCAUCGAAACUAUUGCCCACACUGAGUACGCCUGGCUAUGAUUACGAUGAUACUGUGACAGUUGUGCCCCGUUGUCCGGCUCCAUCAUCCGGUUCGCUCAGCUCAAGCAUAUCUCUGUGCUCCGAUCACAGUUUGUCUCACUCAACGGAUUAUGUUGAGGAGUUUGUCAGCGAUGUUCCAUUUGCUGGCCUACUCAAAGGCGCCUCAGUGCAGCCAAAGAAUGACAGGGAAAUUGCGGAGCUAGUGAAACAACCACAACCUGGACGUGCGCGUCCUCCCAUCCCAAUCAAGCCAAUGAUACCAGAACGAAAAUUCAGCAAACUAUCACCAACCACACCCACCCAACAAUUGCAACAGCAGCAGCAGCCGCCACAACCACCUGUUGAGAUCACUGCCGAGGCCAAUGGUAAUCCACAGUUGCAAGAGGCAACUCCUCGCAAGUCUUCUACUUCGAAAUCAUCAUCGCCUGCCAAAUCGGCAGGCCGUUCUCCGGCCAAGUCACCGGCCAAAUCACCUGCUGGCAGUGCCCAUUCGGGCGGCCGCAAUUCCAAUUUAAAUCUGCUUAGUCCCUUCAAUGCGGAAGAGGCACGUAAAAAGAUAUCCGAGAUUAUUGAGAACUUUGGCAGUGGCAUUCUCAAUACCAAUAUAACACCUACACAUGAUAUUGAAUUGGAUUUCGAGGAUAUGGAAGUACCGCCAGAGCGCAAGGAAUUGGCAAUUCGUCUACGUCAAGCUGGAUUGCUACAUCUCGAGCGUAUGCUUUUCGAGAAUGGCUACGAUAACUAUAAAUUUAUGAAUAAUGUGUUUGAGGAACCAGACAUUCCCCUGCUACACAUUCCAGAGCGUGAUGCUCCCAAAUUGCAACGGUUCGUCCAGACCUUACCUCCAGCCGAAUUUCAGCCACAAGUUCAGGCACCACACAGCAGGACACAGCAGGAGAAUAAACAUCAAAGUGGUGUGGCCACCUUACAGCAAUGGCUCAAUAGCAUUUCUUUGCCGGAAUAUUUGGAAUUUUUCAACAAGCAUCUGUACAAUAGCAUUGAAAGUGUUUCCGAUGUCUGGGAUGUGGAACUGCAAACGGUGCUGGAAAUCAAUAAAUUGGGCCACCGAAGACGUAUACUACAAUCUCUGGCCUUUAUGAGACAAAUGCGUGAUUGUGAAUCAAAGUCCCUGAAGACGCCUCUGGGUGAGAACAACGAAACCAAUCAAAUGACAACGAACGGCAAUGGCAACACCACUAAUGGCAAUGGCAAUAACAGGGAUGGCGAUAAGACUAGUGCAAAAACUUCUGGCAAUGUGGUGCAUCAUCGAAAUUCCAUAACAGGUUAUCGCAAAAAUCGUCCUGCACCACAGCCACCAACUGCACCAUCUCCACUACAAAAACCUGUGAACCCAACUCAACCACUUCAUAUACGGGCACCCUCUGAUCUCCUAUUGGGUUUGCCUGCCAACUUACGCACCACCGAAUGGCGCCAUUCGGCCCAAACUCUGCUCAACGAGCACAUUAAAUACGAGGUCCAGUAUCUCGGCUCAACGGUUGUGAAAGAAUUGCGUGGCACAGAGUCCACAAAAAAAUCAAUACAAAAACUCAAAACCUCGGAGGAAAGUCAAAAAACUGGGGCUCCGCUCUCGCUGGCCAUAUGUCAUCGUGGCGUUGAAUUUAUCGAUGUGAUCAGCAAAAAAAUUAUUUGUGAACAUGAGAUUCAAAAUAUAAAUUGCGCCUGCCAGGAUUCAGAGGAUCUACGUCACUUUGCCUACAUUACCAAGGAGCAAGAUUUGCAUUAUUGUCAUGUCUUUAAAGUGGAAAGCACAGAUCUGGCCAGCGAGAUAAUCUUAACUCUGGGACAGGCUUUCGAGGUUGCCUAUCAAUUGGCGCUGCGCGAUGGAAUUGCCACAACGCCAGCGCUGAUCCUCGACAAUGGCAUGCUUCAGGGUGAAUUUUGUGGUGGCAAAUAGAGCCAAGAUGGGGCCACAGUUGCGGCCCAAACAUCGCUAACAAAAACCCAGACUUUGACUACAUCCAGAUCGAAUCAUAAUCGCAGUCGCAGCCUAUGCGCUAAACUAUUUUGCCUAACCAAUUAUGGGGCAUUGUUCAAGUUGUAAGUAGUUUAAAGGAAACUCAAAAAUCUAGUCUUUGAGCAUUUGACUUUUUUAUACAGACGGUUUUUUUGUAUGGCCAAAAAAGAAAGAAAAAACAAACAAAUAGACAGAAACAAAGAAACAAACAAACAAAAUAGAACAAAAAGACUUUUCACAGAAGGCACAAUUUUUGAAAUGAA